CUCACUUAGCAAAUUUCUUGAAUUCUAAUCAAGAAUUUGGUAGCACCAUACUUGGUCAAUAGAGUGAGUAAGUUUUGUUAUCAAAGUAAUACCUUAAUUUUGCAUGUUGCUUUCACUUUAAAUAUAAUUUAAUUUCUCUUCACUUUAAAAAGAAAAAGAAAAAGAAAAAACUUCUUUGGAGUGAUUAUGAAGCCGGCAACAAGCUCACUAUCACCACCAGUCAAAGUCAAACCUUCAAUUUCGGUGACUCGGCGUUUCUCCUCCUCCUCCACCGCCGCCUUUGUUUGCCGCCGCAGUGAGAUCUGGAUGGCGAAUCAUAAUCUGAAAACGACGGAGAAUCACCUGAGACAUGUGGAGUCAAUGGCGACAUUGCCGAAUGGUGCUGGUAAAAUUCCUCGUCUUAACGCCGUUAUAUUAGGAGAAUCUUUAGCUUCUGAAGAGGACGAUCUUGUUUUUCCUAACGAUGACUUCUCACGACGAGCUCUUCUGUCGUCUCCUCAACAGUAUUUGGAGAUGUACAAGAAGUCCAUUGAAGAUCCGGCAGGAUUUUGGUCGGAGAUUGCUUCUCAGUUUUACUGGAAACAGAGGUGGGGCCAAGGUCAACCGGUUUGCUCCGAGAAUUUUGAUGUUCGCCAAGGGAGUAUCAAGAUCGAGUGGUUCAAGGGAGGUGUCACCAACAUUUGUUAUAACUGUUUGGAUAGAAAUGUUGAAUCUGGAAAUGCUAAUAAGAUUGCUCUUUAUUGGGAGCCUAAUGAGCCUGGCUCUGAGGAUUCUUUAACCUAUUCUCAGCUUCUUCAAAGAGUUUGCCAGCUAGCCAAUUACUUGAAAGAUAAAGGUGUUAAGAAGGGUGAUGCUGUUGUGAUUUAUUUACCUAUGCUCAUGGAACUUCCUAUUGCAAUGCUCGCUUGUGCCCGCAUUGGUGCUGUUCACUCGGUUGUGUUUGCUGGAUUUUCUUCUGAAUCUCUUGCUCAAAGAAUUGUGGAUUGCAAACCAAAAGUUGUAAUUACUUGCAAUGCUGUUAAAAGAGGUUCUAAAGUUAUUCCCCUUAAGGACAUAGUUGAUGCUGCCCUUGUCGAAUCUGCUAAAAAUGGUGUUUCUGUCGGUGUAUGUUUGACCUAUGAAAACCUAUCUGCUAUGAAGAGGGAAAGCACUAAAUGGCAGGAUGGAAGAGAUGUAUGGUGGCAGGAUUUUGUGCCUAAUUAUCCAACUACUUGUGAAGUGGAGUGGGUUGAUGCAGAAGAUCCACUUUUUCUGCUAUAUACUAGUGGGAGCACAGGAAAGCCAAAGGGUGUUCUCCAUACAACUGGAGGAUAUAUGGUUUACACUGCCACAACAUUCAAGUAUGCAUUUGAUUAUAAGCCAUCUGACGUCUACUGGUGCACAGCCGACUGUGGUUGGAUCACCGGGCACAGCUAUGUAACGUAUGGACCGAUGCUCAAUGGAGCAACUAAUGUCAUUUUUGAAGGGGCUCCCAAUUAUCCUGAUUCUGGACGCUGUUGGGAUAUUGUUGACAAAUUCAGAGUGACAAUAUUUUACACUGCCCCCACAUUGGUGCGGUCCCUCAUGCGUGAUGGUGAUGAGUAUGUUACUCGCUAUUCACGUAAAUCCUUAAGGAUCCUUGGAAGUGUAGGCGAGCCUAUUAAUCCAAGUGCUUGGAGGUGGUUUUUCAAUGUAGUUGGAGAUUCACGAUGCCCUAUAUCGGACACUUGGUGGCAAACUGAAACUGGUGGUUUUAUGAUUACUCCACUACCAGGUGCUUGGCCACAGAAGCCUGGUUCUGCAACCUUUCCUUUCUUUGGAGUUCAGCCUGUGAUAGUGGACGAAAAGGGUGUUGAGAUUGAAGGAGAGUGUAGUGGAUAUCUCUGUGUGAAAAGCUCAUGGCCUGGGGCAUUCCGAACUCUUUAUGGCGAUCACGAAAGAUAUGAAACCACUUACUUCAAGCCAUUUCCUGGCUAUUAUUUCAGUGGUGAUGGCUGUAGCAGGGACAAGGAUGGAUACUACUGGCUUACUGGAAGAGUCGAUGAUGUUAUCAAUGUUAGUGGUCAUCGUAUUGGCACAGCAGAAGUGGAAUCUGCUCUUGUAUCUCAUCCCCAGUGUGCAGAAGCUGCUGUAGUUGGCGUUGAGCAUGAGGUUAAAGGACAGGGCAUUUAUGCAUUUGUCACACUUGUGGAGGGCGUUUCUUACAGUGAAGAACUCCGAAAAAGUCUUAUCCUCACAGUCCGAAAUCAAAUAGGAGCAUUUGCAGCACCAGACAAAAUUCACUGGGCUCCUGGCCUUCCGAAGACAAGAAGUGGAAAGAUAAUGAGGAGGAUUCUGAGAAAAAUUGCUUCCAGGCAGUUAGAUGAACUUGGGGACACAAGCACUCUGGCAGAUCCAAAUGUGGUUGACCAGCUUAUAGCACUUGCUGAUAGCUGAAGCUCCUAACUUAUUUCUAAGAUGUUUCUCAGUUCUAUUGGCAGCUUUCACCAGAACUGGUCCGCUAUAGAGGAAUUUUUUAAAAUUUGAUUGUCCUUCACUGUUACAUGCUGCACUGGGUUACCUGGAAUUGAGUAUAAGUAUUUUGAAUUUGGCCCAAAUGUACUGUUUGUGCGUACUAAGAAACAUUUGCUUUGAAUUUGUGAAACUUAUAGGUAUACUCAACACAACAGAUUUGGGCUGGAUCCAGAUGCUUAUAGUCCUUCCGAGGGUAGUAUUUACUUGCGCACAUUGUUACAUUUUGUAUUUUCAACUCAGUAAUGCAGGCUCAGUGCAAGGGAAAGAAUAAUAAUAAAGACAAUAAUGCAGGCAAGUCGUGGAGUCUCUAAACGAUUUACAUGCUUAACAAAGUGUGUCCAGCUCUGUCUUAUUCAAUGUAAUUUACCUGUUAUAGGAUAGUCGAAAGUAAUGAAUAUGAACUACAGCCAGAGCCAUGGCUCGUUUUCAUUUUGUUUA
Messenger RNA from Ricinus communis (castor bean), 2931 nucleotides. RefSeq names its product acetyl-coenzyme A synthetase, chloroplastic/glyoxysomal. The transcript has 19 exons. NCBI's taxonomy places the organism in Eukaryota, Viridiplantae, Streptophyta, Magnoliopsida, Malpighiales, Euphorbiaceae. The coding region runs from base 187 to 2415 and encodes 742 amino acids. The record is from RefSeq and is a predicted model, not a curated record. Gene Ontology annotation, molecular function: acetyl-CoA synthetase activity; AMP binding.